GUCUGGAAAAACUUGCUAUCACAAAUUGUCCUUUUUUGACAACCAUGCCAUUGUUUCCAUAUCUCCGAGACUUGAAGCUGAGGAAGUGCGUGCAGCGUGACCAAAUGGUAGUAUGGUCAGCAUCAUAGCUUACUACACUCUCUACUCUUGUUAUUGACUCCUUUCCACUGAUGAGCUUUCUACCAAAAAAAUUGCUGAAAAACAAUUCACAUCUGAUAUCAUUAACUGUUACUUCCUGCCCCAAGAUUAGCUCACUACCUGAAAAUCUGGGAAUCCUCACUGCUCUGAAAUCGCUGAAAAUUGGAUGGUGUGACGAGCUAGAUACUUUGCCAAGUGGACUAAAGUACCUCACUUCACUGGAGAACUUGGAAAUCGUUGAAUGUCCUAGUAUAAUCUGUUUGCCAGAGGAAGGCAUGGAAGGCUUGUGUUCACUUCGGUCAUUUUCAAUUGAGAACUGUCCGAGCUUAACAUCUUUGCCUAUGGGUAUGAAAUACCUCACAUCUCUUGAGAACCUCACGGUUAUGUUUUUAAAUCUGGUUCAUCUGCCAGAGAAUUUUCAACACCUCUUGGCACUUAGAAGCCUGACAAUUAUAAGCUGUCCAGAGCUUAUAAGUCUGCCAGUGGGACUGCAACAUGUCCAGAAUUUACAAAUCUUGGAAAUCCAUAGCUGCCCAAAACUAAUGGAAUUGCCAGAGUGGGUGGAGCAUCUUGUUUCACUUCGAUCUUUGAAAAUCUCAGACUGCACAAAAAUAGAGUUCUUGCCAAAAGGUCUACAAUGUCUUGGUGGGCUCCAACACCUGUCCAUAAGAGACUGUCCUGUCCUUGAGAAGCGCUGCGAGAGCGAAACUGGUGAGGACUGGCAGAAGGUAUCUCAUAUUCUAUAUAAACAUGUUGGAUCAUCAGCAGUGCAGCACAGGCAAGACAUUGAAUCCACCUCACAGAAUCCUUAGUGGCCUUUGCAUUAUUGGUGGCUGACAUACAUAGGAAGCCAAUAUGUUGCAUCACUUGACAACAGAGUCAUGAUGAUUAGCUACAUCAAGAAAAGAAAGUCUUUGUUUCCAGUUACAUCUUCGCCUCUUUUCUAAAAGAUCAUGUGUAUUUUCCCUUAGCUUGGAGGAAGCAAUUCAGAUAAACAUUGGACUUUGCUUGAUCUGGUGCUGCCAUGUGAAAAUUAGGGAGAGUUGAAGGAUUCUCGUGGCCAAGUGGUUGCCAUGACUUCUGUAGAUCUGAUUGUGGCGAAACUCACUUGUCGUUUUAUCGCUUGUCAAGUCCUGGGACAGAAGUUGCAAGAAACGGAAGGUGGCCUUGCUAAUGGCCAAGUCAUCUGCUCAAGCUGUCUUGUGCAUCUCUGAGGUUACUUUGUUGGUUUAUAUUUUUCAGUUCUGCGUUUGUGUUGGUCAGUUCUGUUAUUAAAUUCCUUUAUGGUUUUUUGUUGCUUGUUUAGUUGUUUUUGUGUUGGGAGACUUGCCUCUUUGUAGCUCUUUUUUGGUUCAAUAAAGCCAAUUUACCAAAAGAACAGCUUAACUGACUCUGCAAAAUAGUGUAUUGCUUAUGCCUGGUAACAUGGACUUUCCUUUUAUUUGUUCAAAAAAGA
Molecule: messenger RNA, 1594 nt
Organism: Rosa rugosa (rugosa rose)
Lineage: Eukaryota; Viridiplantae; Streptophyta; Magnoliopsida; Rosales; Rosaceae
Product: disease resistance protein RGA2-like
Exons: 2
Coding region: 171-950 (259 amino acids)
Biological process (GO): defense response to fungus
Source: RefSeq, a predicted model, not a curated record